GGGAGAAAACAGGAAUUUCUGUGUCUGGAUUUCUUGACGUAGUUUUCUCUCCCCUCUCUAACUUCUGUCUCUACCCAGUUUAAACUCUUAUAACAUAUAACAAAAAUGCAGAGAUUGUGUUUAUGAUUCCUUUUCAUACCUAACGGAUUCUCUCCACCUCACAAAAACAACCCACGCCAUAAACUUCCGUUUCCGGUUACCUAGUUGCCUUGGAAACUAGCACGCGCUACAGUUUUGGCGGCUAUGGCUUGGCAAAGCAGCUCUAAAGUGCCCGACGGUGAGUUCACGGCGGUGGUGUACCGGCUCAUCCGCGACUCCCGCUACUCAGAGGCGGUGCAGCUGCUGGGCGCCGAGCUGCAGAAGAGUCCCCGCAGCCGCGCCGGGCUGUCGCUCCUGGCCUACUGCUACUACCGCCUGCAGGAGUUCGAGCUCGCUGCAGAGUGCUAUGAGCAACUGAGCCAGAUGCACCCAGAACUCGAGCAGUACCGCCUCUACCAGGCCCAGGCGCUGUACAAGGCCUGCCUGUAUCCAGAGGCCACGCGGGUCGCCUUCCUCCUGGACAACCCCACCUAUCAGACUCGUGUCCUUCGUCUCCAGGCUGCUAUCAAGUACAGCGAGGGCGACCUGACAGGAGCCAGGAGUCUGGUGGAGCAGCUGCUGAGUGGGGAAGCUGGAGAAGACAGUGGAGGGGAAAAUGAUCCAGAUAGUCUGGUCAACAUGGGUUGUCUGCUCUACAAAGAGGGACACUAUGAAGCUGCUUGUUCCAAGUUCUUAGCGGCCCUGCAAGCUUCUGGCUACCAGCCUGACCUUUCCUACAACUUGGCUUUGGCAUAUUACAGCAGUCGGCAGUAUGCCCCAGCUCUGAAGCAUAUCGCUGAUAUAAUUGAGCAUGGCAUCCGUCAGCAUCCAGAGCUAGGUGUGGGCAUGACCACUGAAGGCAUUGAUAUUCGAAGUGUGGGCAACACCGAAGUCCUUCACCAGACUGCUCUGGUUGAAGCCUUCAACCUCAAGGCAGCCAUAGAGUACCAACUGAGAAACUAUGAGGUAGCCCAAGACACCCUCACUGACAUGCCACCCAGAGCAGAGGAAGAGCUGGACCCUGUGACCCUGCACAACCAAGCUCUGAUGAACAUGGAUGCCAGGCCCACAGAGGGCUUUGAGAAGCUCCAGUUUCUGCUCCAGCAGAACCCUUUUCCCCCAGAGACCUUUGGCAACCUGUUGUUGCUCUACUGUAAAUAUGAGUAUUUUGACCUGGCAGCUGAUGUCCUGGCAGAAAAUGCCCAUUUGACUUACAAGUUCCUCACACCCUAUCUCUAUGACUUCUUGGAUGCCAUGAUCACUUGCCAGACAGCUCCUGAAGAGGCUUUCAUAAAGCUUGAUGGGCUGGCUGGCAUGCUCACUGAGCAGCUCAGGAGACUCACUAAGCAAGUUCAAGAAGCAAGACAUAACAGAGAUGAUGAAGUUGUCAUAAAGGCUGUGAAUGAAUAUGAUGAAACUCUUGAGAAGUAUAUCCCUGUACUGAUGGCCCAGGCAAAAAUCUACUGGAACUUUGAAAAUUAUCCAAUGGUGGAGAAGAUCUUCCGUAAAUCUGUGGAAUUCUGUAAUGACCAUGAUGUGUGGAAGCUGAAUGUGGCCCAUGUUCUCUUCAUGCAGGAAAACAAAUACAAAGAGGCCAUUGGUUUCUAUGAGCCCAUUGUCAAGAAGAAUUAUGAUAACAUCCUGAAUGUCAGCGCUAUUGUGUUAGCCAACCUCUGUGUCUCCUAUAUUAUGACAAGUCAAAAUGAGGAAGCUGAGGAGCUGAUGAGGAAGAUUGAAAAGGAAGAAGAACAACUCUCCUAUGAUGACCCAGACAAGAAAAUCUACCACCUUUGCAUUGUGAAUUUGGUGAUAGGAACACUUUAUUGUGCCAAGGGAAACUAUGACUUUGGCAUCUCUCGAGUUAUCAAAAGCCUGGAGCCUUACCAUAAAAAGCUGGGAACUGAUACGUGGUAUUAUGCCAAAAGAUGCUUCCUGUCCUUGCUAGAAAACAUGUCAAAGCACAUGAUAGUGCUUUGUGACACUGUUAUUCAAGAAUGUGUCCAGUUUCUAGAGCACUGUGAAAUCUUUGGCAGAAACAUCCCUGCUAUUUUAGAACAGCCCUUGGAGGAAGAGAGAGUGCACAUUGGGAAGAAUACAGUCACGUAUGAGUCCAGACAAUUGAAAGCUUUGAUUUAUGAGAUCAUAGGAUGGAAUACAUAAUAAUUUCUGUUAAUGACUUUUAUUAUAAAAGCUUUAUUAUCUUGG
Molecule: messenger RNA, 2283 nt
Organism: Peromyscus eremicus (cactus mouse)
Lineage: Eukaryota; Metazoa; Chordata; Mammalia; Rodentia; Cricetidae
Product: intraflagellar transport protein 70A1
Exons: 1
Coding region: 244-2238 (664 amino acids)
Biological process (GO): intraciliary transport
Cellular component (GO): axonemal microtubule; intraciliary transport particle B
Molecular function (GO): protein binding; intraciliary transport particle B binding
Source: RefSeq, a predicted model, not a curated record